AUGUCGCAGGAGGCCGCCACUGCGGAUCUGAGGGCGAGUCAGUCAACACCAGAGAAAGUCAACCCUUAUUCAAGUAUCCAGUCAGUUCUUAGCUUUGAAGAGCCUCAAGAUCUCCAAAAUCAAGUAUCCUCAAUUCAAGCGGCGACGUUAGCACUUAUCUGGAAAGUAAGCGAACGUCGAGAAUACCUCGAUCAUGUUCAACAUCAGCGUCAAAACAUAGCCAAUGCCGUCAAGGAGUUGGACAUACGGUUGCACAUAUGGCUUUUUGACCUUAAAAUUGAAGUGGCUGAACUGGAUAAUGUGGGAGAUAGAGGAGCAGACUUAUAUCGAAUUGCCAGGGAUUCAUGCGAAAGAAUAAGAAAGGGACUACUCCAAGUAAUAAAGAGGCUGGUGGACGUUGAAGAAUCCCAAGUGAGCGACGUUAAAGAGUCCCAGGUGGACGUUGAGGAUAAACGCCCAAGUGGACUAGGAGGACGCCAUGAUAGCAAUGUCAUCGGUGAAGGUGGCGAUGAUACAGCCGGCGGGCGUCAAAUUGAGAUAGGACGCUAUCACGACCAAAGCACCUCAGAUGAAGACGACGACAACAACCAGGCAGGCAAUGAUCAAGAAGGAAAGGCAACUUCGCCCGAGCAGGUGGCUUUGCAGUCUUGUGCCUCAGCACAUGCAGCUUUGCUGGACCUGAUUACUGUCGCAAAAGCGCUCAAGGAAAUACGACUCUCCGAGACCAGACGUGGCACCGAAUACUAUAUAAAGAAGAAGAUAAUGGAAAUCCAACGCGGCGUUCUAGGGACAGACCUACGUUCUCAACCGACCCAGGCCGACGCACCUAUAGAGGAGCCCAGUCAGAGGAUCGACACCAAGCACAGGAAACAGGUCAAGACGAUAUCAGAACAAUAUGCCGAAUACUUCGCGCACCAGCCCGAGGGCAUGGCAGUCUACCGAGGUAUUGACAGCACGAUGCUCAGGCCGGGCAUGUGCGGAUACUUUGAUGUCAACGGCGAGUGGAGGACCAUAGUUGACCUUACCGACUCGUCCGAUCUACAAGCUCGGGGUCUACCUGAUGUCGGUCAGCUCACAUGCUCACUUGAAAAAGACCAAAACCAGGAGAAUUGGUGGAUUCGGAGGUCAAAUGAUGUGGUGCAGAAGCAAGUUUCCACCCCUGCAGCUGUCGACUUCCCAGCACCAGGAGGUGUGCCAUAUAGCUAUACAGCAAAGACCGACAGGGGAGGCGCCAUCCUCGUGACAGAUGGGCAAGUGACGUGUAGCGAGGUCUCUGCUGCUGGUGCACUACACGCAUGGAUUGCAAAAUACGGUAAAAUGAUUGCAAAUCAGGCCCGAACCCCAAGCUCGACGACGUUUUGGUUGGUAACCAGGACUUACAGUGCUCCUCGCAGGAGGAUCAUAGGAUUGCCAUCCAAGGGCACGGCGGUGACGAUAGACAUCGAUGUCAGCACACUGGAGACUGGGAAUGUCCGAGCAUCUUCCACAUGGUGGAAUACUCAGCCUAGCCUCAAGCCGGAUAGGUGGUACACGGACGAUCAAAAUGACAAAGGUAUCGUGCUUGCUAUGUCUGGCUUUCUGUGGAGGACGCGUUGGUACUCUUCAGAAGUAAAACCCGCGAGUGUCGGGGCGCGCAAGCCGAUUUGA
Molecule: messenger RNA, 1647 nt
Organism: Cladophialophora bantiana CBS 173.52
Lineage: Eukaryota; Fungi; Ascomycota; Eurotiomycetes; Chaetothyriales; Herpotrichiellaceae
Exons: 3
Coding region: 1-1647 (548 amino acids)
Source: RefSeq, a predicted model, not a curated record